Nannospalax galili (Upper Galilee mountains blind mole rat) is the source of this 2408-nucleotide messenger RNA. Its product is annotated as zinc finger protein 791. Gene Ontology annotation, molecular function: RNA polymerase II cis-regulatory region sequence-specific DNA binding; DNA-binding transcription factor activity, RNA polymerase II-specific. The transcript is spliced from 5 exons. Gene Ontology annotation, cellular component: nucleus. Gene Ontology annotation, biological process: regulation of transcription by RNA polymerase II. The record is from RefSeq and is a predicted model, not a curated record. Bases 607 to 1755 code for a protein of 382 amino acids. NCBI's taxonomy places the organism in Eukaryota, Metazoa, Chordata, Mammalia, Rodentia, Spalacidae.
UAUGCAAAUCUCCUGGGAACUCCGCCGCCUAAGCACUGGAGGUAAAAGCCAGGGUUGGGAGAGGAUGCGCAGCUCUAUUCAUCCCUAAGGACCCUGCACCUGUCGCUCAGCACUUGCUAGCCAAUCAGAACCUCCGAGAGCCUGGCCAAUCAGGAGAGGCCGCUAGGAGGGAGGCGGGGAUUCCUUUCCUCUGGCAGCCGUUUCCGUGAGAGCCAGCCCCGGGGCCGGGAGGUCCACCGUGAGUGCAGCAGCUCGAAGCGGUGAAGCGAGCGGCCGGAGCCGGAACCUGGAAGCCGGAAGCCGGCCAUGGUGAACGUCAGACCGGCUGUACCCAGACAGGAGCAGCUGCCGCUGGAGCCGCCGGAACGGGCUGGCAUGCCGCCGCUGAUCGUCCCCCGAACUUGCGGCAGGGUGGGGGGAGUCCAUAAUGGCAAAGAAGGCAGGACAACAAAUGGCUAGAGCUGGAAGCUGCCUGCUCACAUCACAUCGGCACAUCAGGAAGCAGAGUGAACUGACCUAGUGACCUUUGAGGAUGUGACUGUGAACUUCACCCGGGAAGAGUGGGCUUUGCUGGAUUCUACUCAGAAGUGUCUUUACAGAGAUGUAAUGCUGGAAACCUACAGGAACCUCACUUGUGUGGGAAACAAAUGGGAAGACCAAAGCAUUGAAAACCAGUCCAAGAAUCCUCAGAGAAAUCUAAGGCAUGAAAGAACUCAUAUUGGUGAACAACUCUAUGAAUGUGAAGAAUGUGCAAAAGCCUUCAGAUGUCUCAGUGAUCUUCAAGUACAUAAAAGAAAGCAUAGUGGAGGAAAACUCUAUGAAUGUGGACUCUGUGUUAAGUCUUUCAUUUCUCCCUGUUUACUUAAAGUGCAUGAAGCAUCUCAUACUGGACAGAAGUCUUACAAAUGUAAGAUAUGCACUAAAGACUUUAUUAAUCCCCUUUUACUUAAAAUGCAUAAAAAAUCACAUACUGGGAAGAAGAUGUAUGCCUGUAACCAAUGUGGUAGAGCUUUGGAUAGUCGCCAUUCCUUGCUAGAACAUAAAACAACUCAUAAUGGGGAAAAGGCUUAUGAAUGCAAACAAUGUGGUAAGUCUUUCACUUGCUCCUCUGUACUUAGAAUGCAUGAAAAAUUUCAUACUUUGGAAAAACCCUAUGCUUGUAAACAGUGUGGUGAAGCCUUCAGAAGUAGCAAUUCCCUUCAGAAACAUAAAAUAACUCAUAUUCCAGAAAAUCCCUAUACCUGUAAACAAUGUGGUAAGGCUUUCAUUUAUCCAUCUCUACUUAAAACUCAUGAAAGUUCUCAUACCGUGGAAAAACCAUAUGCCUGUAAACAGUGUGGUGAAUACUUCAAAAAUCGCUAUUCCCUUGAGAAACAUAGAAUAACUCAUACUGGGAAAAAGCCUCAUGAGUGUAAAUACUGUGGCAAGACUUUCAUAUAUCCCUCUGAACGUAAAAAGCAUGAAAGAUCUCAUACUGGGGAAAGACCCUAUACUUGUAAACAAUGUGGUAAAGCCUUCCUAAGGAGCAAUUCCCUUCAAAAGCAUAGAAGAACUCAUACUGGGGAAAAACCCUAUGCCUGUAAGCAAUGUGGUAAGGCUUUCAUUUAUCCCUGUUUACUUAAAACACAUGAAAGAUCUCAUACUGGGGAAAAACCUUAUGCCUGUAAACAAUGUGGUAAAGCCUUUAUUUGUUCCUAUUCACUUAAAGUUCAUGAAAGAUCUCAUUCUGGCAAAAAACCCUAUGCCUCUAAAUAAUAUGGUAAAGCCUUCUUUUCUCCCUAUUUAUUUGAAAUUCAUGAAAGAUACCAUUCUAUGCUUCUAAACAAUGUGGUAAGUCUUUCAUUUACCCUUCUUUACUGCAAAUGCAUAAAAGAACUCAUUUAAAAAAAUUCUAUGCAUAUAAAUAAUACGGGAAAGUCUUCGACUAUAAGGUUUUACUGCAAUUACGUAAUUCAUGCUGGAGAAAAACCACAGGAAUUUAAAUAGUGCGGCAAAACCUUCAGAUUUAUAGGAUCCCUUUAAUUCCAUAAAACAACUUAUUUUAAAGAAAAACUGUAUAAAUGUAAACAAUAAUAGAUCGUAUGGUAUAUUCUAUUCUAAACUUCACAGAUGUCUAUAUUUUACUGAGUAGUAAAUGUAGUAAUGCUGAUAAACUUUUGCAUAUCAAAGAUACAAAAGGAUUGGUGCAUAUAUGUGUAAGGAUAUGGGAGAAAGACUGUUACACCUCUGGGGGCAUGUACCAUGAGCACAACUUUCAGACCUACAUGUUGUUCUGAAUGAUUCAGCAAAUGUAAAGGUGUAGGGCAUAACUACAUUACUGUAGAUUUUAAGUACUGUAAACUUAUACUAAAUUUAUAAAGAAUUUUUUUUUAUCAAAGUACUUGCUUAUUACUUUUUGUUUUGUUUUG